This is a messenger RNA of Cyprinodon variegatus (sheepshead minnow), 1425 nucleotides long. RefSeq names its product zinc finger, SWIM-type containing 2 (gene zswim2). NCBI's taxonomy places the organism in Eukaryota, Metazoa, Chordata, Actinopteri, Cyprinodontiformes, Cyprinodontidae. The transcript is spliced from 10 exons. The record is from RefSeq and is a predicted model, not a curated record. Gene Ontology annotation, molecular function: ubiquitin protein ligase activity.
AUGUCCAUCAGGACUACAGCCAGGGAGGCAGUGAGUUCCUAUCAGGACCAAGCCCUCAGCGCCACCAUCUUUCUGCUGCGGUCCUAUGGCCCGGCUGCGUUUCUCCUCCAAGAGGAGGUAGAGGGAAGAAACUUUAAGGUGUGCCUGGGCGAGCAGCAUACAUGCACCUAUCCCACCUUCAGCAAGAANAAAAAAAAUUUUAAUUACCUCUGCUGGCUUUUACUGAAGAAAUUCAGGCUACCCAGAGAGCAUGUGUAUGCAUUUAAACCCGGAUUGUCGAGUCGAGAACUGCGGAUGGUCCUGCAGCGUCCACACACAGCUGAUGCCGCUUCCGGGACCCAGAGCCAGAACCUUCCAGAUCAGAAGGUUGGAAGCGUCUGCCGGAAAGUGAUUCAAGCCCAGGAUGUGUGUCCGAUCUGUCAGGAGGGGCUUCUGCAGAAAAAAGAGCCGGUGUCGCACUGCAGGUUCGGCUGUGGUAACUGCAUCCACAUCUCCUGCAUGAAGGUGUGGGCCGACCACCAAAGGCUGGCAGACAGUAAGGAGAUAGUGAAGUGCCCCAUGUGUAGGGGAAACUUCGGCUCCCUGCAGCUGCUUCAGGAGCAAAGCAAGAAUGCAGCCAAGCUCUUUACUGCAGCUGAAAGAGAGAAUCCAGAUAAGCACCUGGGAGCGGUGUGCUUCAGCUGCAGAGGCUGCCCCAUCACUGGAGCCUGUCUCAGAUGCACCAUCUGCAGUUUUUUGUAUCUCUGUGACAACUGCGUAAAGAAUGGCUGCCACUCACAACAUCCACUUGCCUCAAGAACGACCAGAAAGGAAAAGUGGAUUCUUGUGGAUGCAGCCUCCUCUGAAAAUCCCAAACCACAAGAUGAAAGCACUGUUGCAGAGGCAUUUUCAGCUGAAAUGUUGAAGCGACUGCCAGUAGUGAAAGUGAGAUCCGGCUCUCAGCUGCUGAAUGAAGGGCUGCAGUGUCGGAUCUGCCUGCAGGGGUUUCUCCAGGGUCAAAAGGUCCGAACUCUGCCCUGUCAACACAAGUUUCACGUGAACUGUGUCGACCAGAUCCUGAGGUCGAACUCCUGUCCUUUGGAUGAAUUCAUCAUUUUCAGUGGGGGAAGAAUCAAGAGAAACACGUCUUCUAAGUUCCUCUGCGCUAAGCAGAAGUAAAAUGACUUUAAGGACCUGGUCAUCCCUGGGAUAUCAUUGCUGACUCAAAGUGCUAAACCCUCUCCUGCAUGUGGAGCUCUUAAAGCGGAUGUUCUAAUGGAUACCUCAUCUUUUAGUGGUCUUGGACAGAAAGAGACAAGCGACGACAUGGUUGCAAAGCAAACAAAUGUGCAUCUCAAAGACAAGGAAAAGGCUGCUGUUAGAGAGAGAACAUCAGCCGAUAUGGAGCUGAGGAUGACUGGAGUUUCAAUAAAAACCAAGCAAUAA